Molecule: messenger RNA, 321 nt
Organism: Rangifer tarandus platyrhynchus (Svalbard reindeer)
Lineage: Eukaryota; Metazoa; Chordata; Mammalia; Artiodactyla; Cervidae
Source: the annotation of a GenBank genome assembly
AUGAGACAAGUGCUCGGGCCUGGUGCACUGGGAAGACCCAGAGGGAUGGGGUGGAGAGGGAGGUGGGAGGGGGGACCGGGAUGGGGAAUACAUAACUGGACAUGGAACAACAGACUGUUUCCAAAUAGGAAAAGGAGUACGUCAAGGCUCCGCCUUUCGCUCCCUCCUUGCCACACUAUACUCCAGUUUUUGCUUGGAUUUACUCCUGACAACGUGGUUGGAAUGUAUCUGGCUCAAAACUAUGACAUACCAAACCUGGCUAAAAAACUUGAAGAAAUUAAAAAAGACGUGGACGCUAAGAAGAAACCCCCUAGUUGCUGA